AUGGCUGAUUCUGCCGAUCUCCCUGACCGCAAACCCCGCAAGUCGGUCCAAUUUUCCGAAGGUGCUACGAUUGUCGACAGCAACGGCGACGUUACCGAAUCACUAGAGAUGAACGGCGACAAGGACUCCGCUGAGGGCCACGCCGCGAGUGCUGGUAAGAUGGACCACACACUGGAAAUACAUCAGUCGCUGACAAGUGGGGCUAUAGGCGACGACAAAGAGGUCGAGGAGGUCACCGACAUGUUCGCUGAUCUCGCAAAGAAGAAGAAGAAGAAGUCCUCCAAGAAGAAGGAAGGCGAGGAAGAGGACGGUGCAGAGGGCGACUUCGCCGCGCUGAAGAAGAAGAAGAAGUCCAGCAAGAAGAAGGUCGAGGACGACUUCGAGGCCAAGCUCGCUGCCGCCGGCGGCGACAAGCCCGAAGGCGAGGAGGAGGUCGCUGCUCCCGAACCCGAAGUACAAGAAGGCGACAUGAUGAAGGGCACCGGCAUCUGGGAACACAACUCGACGACCCCCAUCUCGUACAACCUCCUCCUGAACCGCUUCUUCACGCUCCUCCACGCACAACAUCCCGACCUCGCCAGCUCGGGCACAAAGAGCUACAAGAUCCCGCCCCCACAGUGCAUGCGCGAAGGAAACAAGAAGACCGUCUUUGCCAACCUUGCCGAGAUUUGCAAGCGUAUGAAGCGUUCCGACGAGCAUGUUGCUCAGUUCUUGUUCGCUGAAUUGGGUACGAGCGGUUCGUUCGCCGACCAGAAGCGCUUGGUCAUCAAGGGUCGUUUCCAGCAGAAGCAACUCGAGAACGUCCUCCGACGAUACAUUGUCGAAUACGUCACCUGCAAGACCUGCCGCUCGCCCGAUACCGACCUCUCCAAGGGUGAGAACCGUCUCAACUUCGUCACCUGCAACAGCUGCGGAUCGAGACGUUCUGUACAAGCCAUCAAGACUGGUUUCUCGGCCCAGAUCGGAAAGAGGCGGAGAAUGGUGGGUUAG
Molecule: messenger RNA, 990 nt
Organism: Alternaria infectoria
Lineage: Eukaryota; Fungi; Ascomycota; Dothideomycetes; Pleosporales; Pleosporaceae
Exons: 3
Coding region: 1-990 (329 amino acids)
Biological process (GO): formation of cytoplasmic translation initiation complex; formation of translation preinitiation complex; translational initiation
Cellular component (GO): eukaryotic translation initiation factor 2 complex
Molecular function (GO): mRNA binding; translation initiation factor binding; translation initiation factor activity
Source: RefSeq, a predicted model, not a curated record